CGUUGUGACGUGUGGGCGGGGCCAGGCGGGACAGGCUCUCCCUUGGGUGCUUAGCCCCGCCCCCGUCCCACUCUGCCCUGUUGCUGUCGCGCCGCUGCUGGUUGCUGUCCCUGGACCCCUACCAUGGAGGAGACCAUCAAAGAUCCCCCCACAUCAGCUGUCUUGCUGGAUCACUGUCAUUUCUCUCAGGUCAUCUUUAACAGUGUGGAGAAGUUCUACACCCCUGGAGGGGACGUCACAUGUCAUUAUACCUUCACCCAGCAUUUCAUCCCUCGUCGAAAGGAUUGGAUUGGCAUCUUUAGAGUGGGGUGGAAGACAACCCGUGAGUAUUACACCUUCAUGUGGGUUACUUUGCCCAUUGACCUAAACAACAAAUCAGCUAAACAGCAGGAAGUCCAAUUCAAAGCUUACUACCUGCCCAAGGAUGAUGAGUAUUACCAGUUCUGCUAUGUGGAUGAGGAUGGUGUGGUCCGGGGAGCAAGUAUUCCUUUCCAAUUCCGUCCAGAAAAUGAGGAAGACAUCCUGGUUGUUACCACUCAGGGAGAGGUGGAAGAGAUUGAGCAGCACAACAAGGAGCUUUGCAAAGAAAACCAGGAGCUGAAGGACAGCUGUGUCAGCCUCCAGAAGCAGAACUCAGACAUGCAGGCUGAGCUCCAAAAGAAGCAGGAGGAGCUAGAAACCCUACAGAGCAUCAAUAAGAAGUUGGAACUGAAAGUGAAAGAACAGAAGGACUAUUGGGAGACAGAGCUGCUUCAACUGAAAGAACAAAACCAGAAGAUGUCCUCAGAAAAUGAGAAGAUGGGAAUCAGAGUGGAUCAGCUUCAGGCCCAGCUGUCAACUCAAGAGAAAGAAAUGGAGAAGCUUGUUCAGGGAGAUCAAGAUAAGACAGAGCAGUUAGAGCAGCUGAAAAAGGAAAAUGACCACCUCUUUCUCAGUUUAACUGAACAGAGGAAGGACCAGAAGAAGCUCGAGCAGACAGUGGAGCAAAUGAAGCAGAAUGAAACUACUGCAAUGAAGAAACAACAGGAAUUAAUGGAGCCUAGGAACAAGAAAGCGGCACUAACUGUGGAGGAGCAGUUAGCACAAGAGGUGGAACGCCUUAAGGCAAAGGUAGAGGCCAGGAAAGCCUAUUUCUUAGAGAAGUACAAAGAGUGUCAACGACUUCACAAACAGAUCAGCCAACUCGGGGCGGCUGCACUGGAUGAAAACUUUGACCUGUCAAAAAGACUGAGUGAGAACAAAAUUAUAUGUAAUGCUCUGCAGAGAGAGAAAGAGAGAUUGGAAGGAGAAAAUGAUCUUCUGAAGAGGGAGAACAGCAGAUUGCUCAGUUACAUGGGUCUGGAUUUUAAUUCUUUGCCGUAUCAAGUACCUACUUCAGAUGAAGGAGGCGCAGGACAAAAUCCAGGACUUGCCUAUGGAAACCCAUAUUCUGGUAUCCAAGAAAGUUCUUCCCCCAGCCCGCUCUCCAUCAAGAAAUGCCCUAUCUGCAAAGCAGAUGAUAUUUGUGAUCACACCUUGGAGCAACAGCAGAUGCAGCCCCUUUGUUUGAAUUGUCCAAUUUGUGACAAGAUCUUCCCAGCUACAGAGAAGCAGAUCUUUGAAGACCACGUGUUCUGCCACUCUCUCUGAGUGUCCCAACCUCUUGGAUGUAUACAAAGAUUUUAUAGAAUAGAACCUAUAGCUUCUACCAUGAGUUAUAUGAGUCAAGAUCCUGCCUAACCUGAAAUUACUAGGGAUUUACUCAGCCCUGCUGCCACUAACAGUGGAGUUAUGUCACUGAUCUGAAGGUCACUGUUAAGGGCUUCUGCUGCCAUCCUUGUGGGUUGCUACCUUUAAGUCGCAUAACUCUAGCUGUAUCAUCCUCUCACCUGUCAUUCUUCUGAGGGUCUCAGUACAAGGGCUCUGGGAUGGAGCCAACCUGGGUAUUCAAAACAGGCCUGACUUGAUACAAAGUGAUUAGUUUUCCAAGUUGUCCCAUUGCCAUUCAAAGUCAGCCCUUGAGUGUAUUUGUUCUCAGUCCUAACCCUGGGGCCAGAGAUUGGUCCGAGGUUGAGAAUUCCUUCCUCCUCAUCCUUGGUGUUGCUUUCUCCAAAUGAUUGUUUUAGACUAGCCAAAAAUGCCGUGGCAAAGAGCUCAGAAAUCCAAUUUGGAUACCAAAGGUUUGUCAUGUUAAUUUCUCAGCCCCCAAAGAAGCAUCUUACUCCUGAACCUUAGACAGGAAGUAUUGUUUUAGUCACAGAAAGCUUUUCUGGGUACCUCUGGUUAGCACUUUCUACUCUCUGAUAUUUCCUAUGUACAUAGCUUUUAUUGUUGUAAAUCCUUUCUUAAUGGUUAAAUAGGAUUGUUAGCAACUAUGGGUUUGCAGUUUUCUGAGUAGGUGAGUUUUGAAUAUGGGUAAAUCAGAAUAAUGAGACAACUUGUUAAUCUCUUUAAUACUAAAAAUAAAUUACUCUUCUAUUUCAGGGACUUAGGUAAUUUAAAAUAAACCUUCAAUUUAUGGUCUUCUAUUUUGAAGCUCAUGGGAAAAUUGUGAUCAGAAGGACUAUGGGAAGGGCAGACCCCGCCAAUGAUUUUUCACCUGUCUUAAGUAUUAAAUAAAAAAGAGUGUCCUGGCAGUUAUCUUGAGGUGGGGAAGGAGGUGAUGAAACAUUAGUUUGUGAAAUCCAAGGCCCUGGCUUUCUUUUUUUUUUUUUUUUGAAACAGUCUCGCUCUGUCACCCAGGCUGGCGUGCAAUGGCACAGUUGGCUCACUACAGCCUCUGCCUCCCAGGUUCAAGCGAUUCUCAUGCCUUAGCCUCCCAAGUAGCUGGGAUUACAGGUGUGUGCCACAAUGCCCAGCUAAUUUUUGUGUGUUUAGUAGAGACAGAGUUUCACUAUGUUGGCCAGGCUGGUCUCGAACUCCUGGCCUCACGUGAUCUGUCCACUUCAGCCCUCCAAAGUGCUGGGAUUACAAGUGUAAGCCACUGUGCCGGGCCCGAGGCCCUGACUUCUUGCUGUAACUUUCCAUGCAUUUUUUUUAAAAGGAGCAGUGUGGAUUUUGGCACCCUUUGUGAACUAAGUUCAAUGCACUCUAUCCAAAUUUGCCUAAUUGAACUAUAAGAAAGUAAUAAUUCCAUUUUCUAUCCCCUCAGGGACUGAACAAAUGGAAAUAACUCCCAGGCAGUAUCAGCUGGUCACUACAGAGACUUCCACAAAAACUUUUGAAUGAUGUGAAACACGAUGUCAUGAAUAAGGGUUGAGCCAACUAUAGCUCUGUGUUCCUACUGGGCUUUCCCUAAUGUGGUUGGGAGUUAUGCCCUAGACUAACUGUAUUGUCCUAGUCACAGCUCCUUGCUUUGAUUUCAUCCUUGAUAAAAUGAAGAUGAAACUUA
Molecule: messenger RNA, 3370 nt
Organism: Gorilla gorilla gorilla (western lowland gorilla)
Lineage: Eukaryota; Metazoa; Chordata; Mammalia; Primates; Hominidae
Gene: CALCOCO2
Product: calcium binding and coiled-coil domain 2
Exons: 14
Coding region: 124-1629 (501 amino acids)
Biological process (GO): positive regulation of autophagosome maturation; xenophagy
Cellular component (GO): autophagosome; PML body
Source: RefSeq, a predicted model, not a curated record